Rhipicephalus microplus (southern cattle tick) is the source of this 1499-nucleotide messenger RNA. RefSeq lists its product as uncharacterized. The record is from RefSeq and is a predicted model, not a curated record. NCBI's taxonomy places the organism in Eukaryota, Metazoa, Arthropoda, Arachnida, Ixodida, Ixodidae.
AGCGCCCGGCAGCGCGCGUUGGGAUGCACAGCCGCUACCGCGCCAUGGGUUUGCCCGCCGGAGACCGCGUGCUGCUCCUUCUGCUCGCCUUCAGCUUCAGCAACGAUGCCCUGAUGCGUCUCGUUGGCGCCAUCGAAAUCACCAAGCUGACCGUGCCUCGGGUAGGUGGAGAGUGGCCGUCAAGGCCCGUUCGAGCUAGACUGUCAGUACCGCUGCAACGAGUCCGACUCCAAGCUGGUGGUGAAGUGGUUCUUCAACGGCGAAUCGCAACCGUUCUACCAGUGGAUCGCCGAACUCGAGGACCCCGUGGUGACAGACCGCUACGUGGACGUCAUCGACAUGGACAGGUCGCACGCAGCUGGUGGAGCCGAGGCCUGCAACAUCCACACGUGGCACUUGCGCCUUGUCAAGCCUACCAUCGACAUGAGCGGCAAGUACCGCUGCGAGGUGCUCACACUGGCCAACCAGGACAGCGCCGAGGCAUCUAUGAUGGUGUUCGCGCCGCCAUCGACGUUCCACUUCAACUACACCAAGUCUAGCUCGGAGCGCGCCACGCUUUUGUGCGAGGUGGACGGUGCCUUCCCGAUGCCGCACCUGAAGAUGUACCGACUCCUGCCGGACACGGACGACGACAAGGCGGAGUUGGUCAACGUGCAGCUGACCACAGAGCGUAAGGACGGCCUGUACCGUGCGGCCAUGACCAGCGAGGUGCUGGAUGCUAGCCUGCCGCAGGAUGAAGAUACCGUGUUCCUGUGCAGUUACACCUUCAAGGAGAUCAAGUACCACCGCUUCCAGAGGCUCGUGUACACCCCCGGUGCGCAUGCCGAAACAGAUGAAAACAUCACAAACUCCGUCGGCUGCCUGAAACCGCUUUUGCUGACCGUGCUGCUGAGCCUGAUUCUGGGCCUCUCCUAGCCGAGUGUUGCCUUGUUGUCGAGAUGUUGGUGCAACCUUUACUUUCAUCCAGUGAAGCCCUUUCUGAGUCGACUCGAGCGCAAGAUACUCUUCAAUGGUCUGCAACAGCGAGCCCCUCCUGCUCGAUCCGAAGAAGACGUCGAGCGAAAUAUUGAAGACGUGCCUUCUUUCCUUCGAUCCGUACAGCUCGCCGCACCUGCACUGACACCUGUCACCCGUCUUGAACGAGGUUUCCAGGAGCACCGUUCCUUAUUGACAGAACGAGAGAAAUGAGAUACAUAUAGCGACGCGGGCUUUUUUCUUAUUUAAAUAGCGAGAACCAAAGAGGCUUUUCCACGCCAGACUUGUACAGUAUGUAACCAAGCGUAUGGUUUACAGUGUGCGUGUCCUCAAUGACAUUUUUUUUAUUUACUAGUGCUUCGGAGAACUUUCGUUGUGAAACCGUUGGCUCACUGAGCAUGCAUGUGAUGGAUGAUAUGACACUACAUAUAGCCAGCCACUAUUUCAGUGAUGCCGAAGUUUUGUAUUUAGUUGUUUUUUGUCGUUUUUUUUUGCUUUUGCGUUGUUAAAUAUUGAUGUCAAAA